Phragmites australis (common reed) is the source of this 1658-nucleotide messenger RNA. Its product is annotated as anthocyanidin 3-O-glucosyltransferase 2-like. Gene Ontology annotation, molecular function: UDP-glycosyltransferase activity. The transcript has a single exon. The coding region runs from base 61 to 1488 and encodes 475 amino acids. The record is from RefSeq and is a predicted model, not a curated record. NCBI's taxonomy places the organism in Eukaryota, Viridiplantae, Streptophyta, Magnoliopsida, Poales, Poaceae.
CUCAUCUUUAUUGUAUCUCUAGAGAGAUUGUCCCAAUCGUUUACGUACUCCGGUCCCCAAAUGGCGAACCCAACCGUCGUGUUGGUGCCCGUCUGGGGCGUCGGCCACUUCCUGCCCAUGCUCGAAGUCGGCAAGCGACUGCUCGCACGCAGCGGCCGCCCCAUCACGAUCACGGUGAUCAUCAUGCCGGCGCCGACCGCGAAUGUGGCAUCCGAGAUCGCCGAGCACAUACGCAAGGUGGAAGCCACAGGACUCGGCAUGCGCUUCCUCCACGUCCCCGCCGUCGAGCCCCCGACCGACCACUCGGGCAUCGAGGAGUUCAUCUCCCGCUACGUGCAGCUGUACGCGCCCAACGUCAAGGCGGCCAUUGCCGGCCUGACAUGCCCGGUGGCCGCAGUCGUCGUCGACCUCUUCUGCACGACGCUGUUCGACGCGACCCACGAGCUCGGCGUGCCGGCCUACGUGUACCUGAUCUCCAGCGCCGCGAUGUGCGCGCUCUUGCUGCGCUCCCCGGCGCUCGACGAGGAGGUGGCCGGCGAGUUCGAGGAGAUGGAAAGCGGCGUGGACGUGCCCGGGCUCCCACCGGUGCCACCGUCCUGCCUCCCGACGGGCCUGGAGAACAGGAAGAUCCCGACUUACAAGUGGUUCGUGUACAAUGGUAGGCGCUACAUGGAAGCGAAGGGCAUAAUCAUCAACACCAUAGCCGAACUCGAGCCAAGCGUUGUUGAGGCCAUCGCCGGCUGUCGGUGCACGCUUGGAAUCCGUCCCCCGACUGUGUACACGAUCGGCCCUGUGGUACCUUUCACCCCGCCCGCCGAGCAGGCGCACGAGUGCGUGCGGUGGCUCGACUCGCAGCCUCCGGCCUCCGUGGUGUUCCUCUGCUUCGGUGGCGGAGGAUUCUUCACCGCGCCGCAGGCGCACGAGAUAGCACACGCCCUGGAGCGCAGCGGGCACCGCUUCCUGUGGGUGCUGCGAGGGCUGCCGGAGCCCGGCACGAAGGCGCCCACGGACGGGAACCUCGAGGAGCUGCUACCGGCAGGUUUCUUGGAGAGGACCAAGGAGAGAGGGUUCGUGUGGCCCAAGAGGGCGCCACAGAAGGAAAUACUGUCCCACGCCGCUGUUGGGGGCUUCUUCACGCACUGCGGCUGGAACUCGAUCCUCGAGAGCCUGUGGUUCGGCGUGCCGAUGGUGGGGUGGCCGUACUCCGCCGAGCAGCACUACAAUGCGUUCACGCUGGUGGCUGACAUGGGGGUCGCCGUGGCGAUGAAGGUGGACAGGAAGAGGAACAACUCCGUGGAGGCGGCCGAGCUGGAGCGAGCGGUCAGGACUCUCAUGGACGGUGGCAAGGAGUCGAGGAAGGUUAGGGACAGGGCCAUGGAGAUGAAGGCCGCGUGCCGGAAGGCCGUCGAGGAGGGCGGAUCGUCGUAUGUUUCGCUGCAGAGGCUCUGCGAGGCGCUCGUCGAAGGCGCGGUGCUCCCAAAGAAGUGACGCCGAUAGAGUUCAUUGGCUUUGAUGCAUUCUUUCACGGCAUCGACGAAGGAAUGAUGUAAUCCGUGUGUUCCGUGUUCGGUUAUUUACUCUGUUCAAUCCGGAGCUCCAUGGAGCUCUGCUUUUGAUUGUUUUGCCCUGCAAUUGAAGGGUUUGCGUUGAUGUGUUUA